GUGCUUCAUGUUGCUUUUUUGCCUCGAUUACUUUACGAAACUACAAAGUUUUACGUUGACUUCGUAUGUCCUCUAAGAAGCGACCUUGUGUCCUCUGCAAUGAGAAUCACGCGGUCCUGAAGCGUCCGCGAAAUGGCGAAAUGCUUUGCCAGGGGUGCUUUUUUCGCCGAAUUGAAGAUGAGAUUCACGAUACCAUUCAACGCGAAAAGCUAUUUGAGCGCGGGGACAUUGUAGCUAGUGGUGCCAGCGGUGGAAAGGAUAGUACCUUAUUAAUGCAUAUUUUAUCCAAGCUCAACAAGCGCUAUGACUAUGGGAUUCAUCUAGAGUUGAUUAGUGUUGAUGAAGGGAUCAAAGGCUACCGUGAUCAUAGUUUAGAGACGGUUAAGCGCAACUCCGCUUUUUAUGGACUGCCGCUCCAUAUACUGUCCUAUCAAGAUCUAUACGGUUGGACGAUGGACGAAAUCGUUGCCGUCGUUGGCCUCAAAAAUAGUUGUACGUUCUGCGGUGUGAUGCGGCGCCAAGCUCUAGAGCGCGGUGCUGUACUUAUAAACGCAAACAAAAUAGUCACCGGGCAUAACGCGGAUGAUACAGCAGAGACAGUGCUUAUGAAUCUACUGCGCGGGGAUGCCCCACGCUUGGCACGCUGCACGCAGGCUUUUUCCAAGGGUGAGGGACUUCUUUCUCGGGUUAAGCCACUUAAAUACACAUACGAAAAGGAUAUCGUACUCUACGCACAUUUCAACAAACUAGACUACUUCACAACCGAGUGUAGCUACGCCAAGGAGGCGUUUAGAGGUACCGUACGGACUCUGAUUAAGGAGUUGGAGGUUAUCCAGCCUCGAUGCAUUGCAGACAUAGUUCACAGUGGUGAGCGAAUAAUUGUGAACUCGAAAGAUGCUAUUCCAACCAACGCACAAGGAUCGUGCGCACGAUGUGGCUAUGUUACCAGUCAACAACUAUGUCGAGCAUGUGUGCUUUUAAAUUCGCUAAAUAAUGGAAAUCCACAGUCAGGGUUGUAUACAACAUCGUAGUGUGGUCUGUUCUGUACAAUUAAAGGCGUUUAAUUAUGGGUUUGAUUUUCAUUAUUGUUAUUAUUUUAUGCA
Messenger RNA from Phytomonas sp. Hart1, 1103 nucleotides. The record is from the annotation of a GenBank genome assembly. Lineage: Eukaryota; Euglenozoa; Kinetoplastea; Trypanosomatida; Trypanosomatidae.